UGUCCCUUGUUGGAACCUCUGAAACACGCUGUAUGCUCUAAUACUACGUAAACCCUAAUUCCUCCAUUUGAAAGGCUGGGUAGGUCUUCUCUUCCACUUCUGUUACUUCUCAGCAUGUUUUUUAGGGUUUAAUCAAGAGACAUUAAUGGCGCUGAGUGGCACAGACAAAGAGAUAAGAACGCAGACUUCUUCACUCCCAUACAACAACCACCACUUGAUUCGUGAAUCCUCGUCAGAAACCAUGGAUCAUAUUCAUGGGUCGGACCCAGAUCGGUUUGGGGGAUCUGGAGCUUCAGUUACACCCAUAUCAGUGGGAUCUAGGCUCUUGAAGUCUCCGCCGCCGCCGGUAAGGUACCGAGAGUGCUUGAAGAACCAUGCCCUCAACAUCGGUGGCAAUAUCACUGACGGAUGCGGCGAGUUCAUGCCGUCAGGUGACGACGGAACCCUAGAAGCACUCAAAUGUGCCGCUUGUAACUGCCACCGUAACUUCCACCGCAAAGAAACCACCAUCGCCACCCCUACCGCCGGACCAUUUCUUCAGCUCCCUCCUCCAUUACCCUCCCCCUCAUCGUUGUUCAACCAUCACCAGCGUACGUCAACAAUCUCCCUCCACCACCACCACCACGCGAACUGGGCACCCUCCAUUAACGCUCCCCCGGUGAAAAUUGCGGUGGGGGGAAGCGGUGCUGCAACCGAAUCCUCCAGCGAAGAGCUGCAUUUCACGGCGGCAGCGCCGUAUGGGGUGGUGAAAAGGAGAUUUAGGACAAAAUUUACGCAGGAUCAGAAGGAGAAGAUGCUUGAAUUUGCAGAAAAAGUAGGGUGGAGGAUACCAAGAGAAGAUGAUCCAGAGGUUCAAAGAUUUUGCGCAGAGGUAGGAGUUAAACGACAAGUUCUCAAGGUCUGGAUGCAUAAUAAUAAAGUCAUUUCUGGGAAGAAGCAAGUUCAAGAUUCCAAUGAAACCAUUGAUUGAUUGUACGGUACAAUCCAGUUAUGCAGUAGAAUGUUUUAAUGUGUAUAGAGAGAUGGACUCUAUGUUAUCGUUUUCUUUGUGUUCUUAUUUCUAUUUCUUGAUUGUAAGGAGUUUAUUGAAAAUCUACAAAUACU
Molecule: messenger RNA, 1104 nt
Organism: Cynara cardunculus var. scolymus (artichoke)
Lineage: Eukaryota; Viridiplantae; Streptophyta; Magnoliopsida; Asterales; Asteraceae
Product: zinc-finger homeodomain protein 5
Exons: 2
Coding region: 146-970 (274 amino acids)
Biological process (GO): regulation of DNA-templated transcription; regulation of developmental process
Cellular component (GO): nucleus
Molecular function (GO): DNA-binding transcription factor activity; transcription cis-regulatory region binding
Source: RefSeq, a predicted model, not a curated record